AUGGAUUUUAUGGAUUCAGAGACACAAGCACCAGAUGAUUCACCAUUUUGGGAAACGGAUCAUGACAUGCCUCCUCCACUUGCUGCUGAAUGUAAAAGCUUUAAGUGGAAAGUAGAAGUCAUAGAGUUUUUCAUCGAGACUCGCACAAAACCUAAUGGAAGCUUUGUAUGUGAAGAAGCAAAAGAACGCGCGGAAGCUCUUACUGUAUUGUUGAGCCAAAAUCCGCACAACACAAACAAUGUUACAGCUAGCUUGGACGAUGAAUAUGCUCAAGUUUUUGGUCCAGAGCGUCCAGGACGAGUAAGAUGUGUUGGUCGUGGACCUACACCUUCAAAAUUAGUGUGCCGCUCAACUGCAACUAGACCUGAUAUAGAAAAUUCUGAAAUGGUUGUUGAGCUGAAGACACAAGUGAAAGAGUUAUCAGAUCAAGUCAAGGGAAUGACUACAUUCAUUCAGCAAAUAAUUGGUACUUCAACAGGUGAACAGGCAAGAGCAUGGGCUGCAAGUUUUGCUGUUGCUUUUGCUAACAUACCAGAUCCAACUUUUGCCAACAUACCAAACCCACCUAAUCCAGAUCAGUGUAUUUAG
Molecule: messenger RNA, 588 nt
Organism: Eruca vesicaria subsp. sativa (arugula)
Lineage: Eukaryota; Viridiplantae; Streptophyta; Magnoliopsida; Brassicales; Brassicaceae
Source: the annotation of a GenBank genome assembly